Molecule: messenger RNA, 1535 nt
Organism: Odontomachus brunneus
Lineage: Eukaryota; Metazoa; Arthropoda; Insecta; Hymenoptera; Formicidae
Gene: UK114
Product: ubiquitin fusion degradation protein 1 homolog
Exons: 8
Coding region: 142-1395 (417 amino acids)
Cellular component (GO): VCP-NPL4-UFD1 AAA ATPase complex; cytosol
Molecular function (GO): deaminase activity; polyubiquitin modification-dependent protein binding
Source: RefSeq, a predicted model, not a curated record
AAUAGAGGGGCAAGGUCGAAAGUUAUCGAGAAGAUCAUAUAUAUACGUAACUUGACUCGACAGAUAAAGCAAAGACAGUGCAGCGAACUACACGUAUUCCAGAGAAAAUUCAAUAGCGAGUAUAGAAUUUGCUACUACACCAUGUCAACAAGCAAGAUUAUACGAAAAACAAUUUCAACUGCAAAGGCUCCGACACCAAUUGGGCCGUACAGUCAAGCAGUUUUAGUAGAUCGCACUCUAUACUUGUCUGGAAUGCUCGGCGUAGAUCCUAAAACACAAAAGCUCGUUGAUGGAAAUGCUGUAGCUCAAGCUAGACAAGCUCUUAUUAAUAUAAAAAAUAUCUUGGAGGAAGCUGGAUCCAGUCUCGAAAAAGUUGUAAAGACCACUAUCCUGUUAAAUAAUUUGGAUGACUUUGGUGGAAUAAAUGAAGUUUACAAAGAAUUUUUCACUGCAAAUUAUCCAAGUAGAUCCACCUACCAAGUUGCUAAGUUGCCUCUGUUUCAGUUUGGUUUCAACAUGUUCCCAGAGAUUCCGCGGCCCUUCAACACGCAGUAUAAGUGUUUCUCGGUGUCGAUGUUACCCGGCACUUAUCGCCAAGACGUAGAGCGUGGUGGCAAAAUAAUCAUGCCGCCGUCUGCUCUGGAGCAACUCACCAGGCUCAAUAUCAUUUACCCAAUGUUAUUUAAGUUGACCAACAAAAAAACAAACAGGAUCACACACUGUGGUGUGCUAGAGUUUGUCGCUGAUGAGGGCAAAGUUUAUUUGCCUUAUUGGAUGAUGCAUAAUCUUUUGCUGGAUGAGGGUGAACUAUUGAAUGUGGAGAGUGUGUCGUUGCCAGUGGCGACGUUCUCGCGCUUCCAGCCGCAAUCGGAAGAUUUCCUAGACAUCACGAAUCCAAAGGCAGUACUAGAGAAUGGACUGCGCAGCUUUGCUUGUUUAACUACGGGUGACGUAAUUGCAAUCAAAUAUAAUCAAAAGAUCUAUGAAAUGUGCGUGCUGGAGACGCGUCCUGGCCCGGCAGUUAGCAUCAUCGAGUGCGACAUGAAUGUAGAAUUCGCUCCGCCGGUUGGCUACAAAGAACCCGAACGGCGUAUAAAAAAAGACGAAGAGCAGAUGGAGGAUUUAGCGAAUAUGAUGCCAGAACCGUCUGGCUUCGUGGCGUUUAAAGGCGAGGGCGUUAGAUUAGAUGGCAAAAAGCGCAAAGAUUGGUCAAAGCAGGAAAAAGAAAUCAUGAAGCCGGUCUACGUUCGAGGAAUACCUGAUUAUGAUUAUCAAAUAGGCACGAUCAGGUUCCUACGAAAUAUGAAGCCAGUGAAUAACAAGGAGACGAAGGAUUCUGACGAAUUCAAGGCCUUCACAGGCGAAGGAUUCUCCCUGAGGAAGUCGAAAAAAUAAUAAGAUAACGUGCAAUCUUUUAUUUAUUUAAAUUUAUAUGUAAGGUUACGAGCGCGUCCGGACUGAAUGAGUGGUUUUUUGUAAGAAAGUGUUCUAUGAUGUGUUCCUAGUUUGUUAUAAAAAAUAUGAUAAAACGACAA